This is a messenger RNA of Bathycoccus prasinos, 621 nucleotides long. RefSeq lists its product with no specific name. The transcript is spliced from 2 exons. Gene Ontology annotation, cellular component: vacuolar membrane. Gene Ontology annotation, molecular function: GTPase activity; GTP binding. The record is from RefSeq and is a predicted model, not a curated record. The coding region runs from base 1 to 621 and encodes 206 amino acids. NCBI's taxonomy places the organism in Eukaryota, Viridiplantae, Chlorophyta, Mamiellophyceae, Mamiellales, Bathycoccaceae.
AUGAGCGCUCGAAAGAGAACGCUUCUGAAGCUCAUAAUAUUAGGCGACUCCGGUGUUGGUAAAACCUCCCUGAUGAACCAAUACGUGAACCGCAAGUUUUCGAAGCAAUACAAAGCGACAAUCGGGGCAGACUUCCUCACGAAAGAAGUAAAAAUAGACGACGAGAAUUUAGUCACCAUGCAAAUCUGGGACACAGCUGGACAAGAGCGAUUUCAAUCUCUCGGGGUGGCGUUCUACCGCGGCGCGGAUUGUUGCGUCUUGGUCUACGACGUGAACAACGAGAGGAGCUUUCAAAACUUGGAGAAUUGGCGAGAGGAGUUUCUCGCGCAAGCGAGCCCGGCGGACGCGGAGAAUUUCCCAUUCAUCGUCCUCGGGAACAAAACGGAUCAAGACGGAGGCCAAUCUAGGGUGGUGUCGGAAAAAAAAGCCUUGUCCUUUUGCGCGGCGAGCGGAAACCAGUGCCCUCAUUUCGAGACGAGCGCCAAGGAGGAUAGCAACGUCCAAGACGCGUUCGAGUGCGCCGCGAGGAACGCUUUGAAAAAUGAAGUCGAGGAGGAAGUGUAUUUGCCGGAUACUAUCGUCGUGAAUAAAAGUGGGAGUAAUAAGAGCGGGUGCUGUUGA